Notothenia coriiceps (black rockcod) is the source of this 2769-nucleotide messenger RNA. Its product is annotated as zinc finger E-box-binding homeobox 2-like. NCBI's taxonomy places the organism in Eukaryota, Metazoa, Chordata, Actinopteri, Perciformes, Nototheniidae. The coding region runs from base 190 to 2769 and encodes 859 amino acids. Gene Ontology annotation, molecular function: RNA polymerase II cis-regulatory region sequence-specific DNA binding; DNA-binding transcription factor activity, RNA polymerase II-specific. Gene Ontology annotation, biological process: anatomical structure development; regulation of transcription by RNA polymerase II. The record is from RefSeq and is a predicted model, not a curated record. The transcript is spliced from 8 exons.
CCGCCUCUGCUGCUGACAUCACUCUUCCUCGCGGCUCGUCGCCUCGCUUGGAGUCCCAUCAAGGUCUGAGUCUCCCGCUGUGACCGAAGGCGAUGCCUCAUCACCAUUCAUUCUCAGGCAGGCUCUCAGGACAAACACACACUCGCACCGCUCCUUGGACAACUUUUUUCUGAAACAAAAUAAAGCGUGAUGAUGGCAGAAGAAAGUAGGGGCAAGCGAAGGAAACAAGCCAACCCCAGGAGGAAUCGAGUGGAUGCUGAGCAGGUGAGUUCCCUGGGGUCAGAGGGGGAGGAUGAGGUGGGCCUGUGGAGCCUGGAGCCCCAGGACUGUCAGGAGAGCCUGGACAAGACGAGCCUGACGCCCAGCGAGGGGACGGAGGAGCCCGGCAGCCCGGCCCACUCCACCCGGCCGCUUAGCCUCAGCCCCGGCAGCAGGAGCUACUGGCCGCAGGUGGAGCGGGAGGCGGAGGCGACAGAAGACGCCAACACAGCAUCUGCCACCGACAGGGAGGGAGACCAGGAACCGUUGAGGAUAUACUGCAAUAACUCAGACUCCCAGAAUUCCUUGGAGGACCUGGCCCACUAUGAGUUUCUGGCCCAGUUGAAGAAGGCCUCUACCUCAACCAGUCUCCUGGAGCGCUUGAACCACAGCGGCUCCGCAGCAGCGUACCACGCAGGCAGCCGGCUGGACGAGCUGCCCCCGGCCAUCUGGUCUCCUGGAGCUCAGCACAGCUCACCUGAGGGGACAGAUGCAGGGAGGAGCGAGCAGGCCUGUCCGUUCUGCCACAGGAUGUUUCAGCGAGGAUCUUCUUUGAGGGACCACAUCAAGUACUGUCAGGAGAGGGAGGGGGGCCACAUGGUCUGUCCACUCUGUGGAUACACUGCCACCCUUAGGGCACAGAUGGAGCGGCACCUGGCACUUCAUAACCAAAUGCAGGACAAGAGUGUCCUCGGUUUGGAUCAAGGCAUUGAGACGAGGAAGUUCAAAUGUCUGCAGUGUGGGAAAGCUUUCAAGUACAAACACCACCUCAAAGAGCAUCUCCGCAUCCACAGCGGUGAAAAGCCUUACGAGUGCUCCAACUGCAAGAAGCGUUUCUCUCACUCCGGCUCCUACAGCUCCCACUUAAGCAGCAAAAAGUGCCUGAAUGGGGGGGGGAUCACAGGAGGAGCCAGCAGUGCGUUUAAUGGACAUAGCCAAAGCUCCUUCCACCACUCAUUUCCAACAUCUCCCUCAGGAGGAGGGGGCGGAAACAGUUCUGAAAAGGGCUCUCCGAUUGCAUCACAGUCCAAAGGUUAUGCUGGUCCUCUGGGUCGAGGACCAGAGGAUCCUAACCAUCUCUCCCUGCAGGACCCCAACACCACGGGCUUCCCCAGAGCGUCAGACCUGGCUCAGCUUUGGGACUCCUCAGCAGAGCUCUCUGUGAGGACCAGUAUACUGAAAGGGACCACCCUGCUGCCUUAUCUGCACACUGGGACCAAGUUUGAACAGAUGCUGCAGGAAAUGCUUCACAGGGAGGUGAAGAAAGAUGUGGACAUGGACAGAGGAGAAGCUGCGAUGGAGGAAAGGAAGGGGUUUUUCAACGGAGGAGGGGCUGACAUGAAGGUCUCCCCCGACAGGAGGAGAGAGGCAGUGAGGUCAGGUGAGGGAGAGAGAGGUGUUCUUGGGAUGUCGUGCCGCUGGUGCUACCACCUUUUCCCCAACGUAGCAGUGCUCCUGCAACACGAGCGCUACCUCUGUAAGUUGAACCGAGAGGCAAUGGAGGUGCCUGAGGGUCUACGCAGCAAAGACCACUACUCACCACCUUUAUACUUCCCAAGAUCUGCUAUCAAAGCAGAGAGCAGCAAACUAAGUGAAGCAACCAACGGCCUCUCCGAAAACAAAUCACUGUUACAGAAGCUCAGCUGGCACUCUAUACCGCAGCAGCUUUUAGUCGCAAUGCAAUCUCCCCCACACGAUAACCGGUCCUCACGAGCCUUCUGGCCAAACCAGGAAAAGGGAAGCCCCAGCCAUCCAAUCAACCACUCCCCAGAGCUGACAUCACCUCGAGUCAGAAGAAGGUUUCCAUCAGGAUUUGGCUCUCCGCUCUGCCUGGACCUCACCAGCUGUCCCCCUGAGUUGACCUCCCCUCAGAGCAGCCCGUGGUCCGGACAGAACGAGCCCCUCGACCUCUCCCUGCCCAAGCAGCUCUCAGGUCAUGAGGGGAGACACAAAACUGUAAAUGGUAAUGCAGCCCGAGGAGAGAGGAGAGAGCGUGGGAACCAGCAGCUCAAGAGACCAAGUCCAUCCCCUCAUCUCCCCCUCCACCACCACCCUAUCUUCAGCAGGGCUGGAGCUCCUGUGUUUCCAGGUUCAUUGUAUAAUGGAUUUCCUAUCUUCAACCAGUCUGGUUUAGGGCUUUCAGGACAUGACGGCAUUGCAGCGAUUCCAUUCAGCCAGCCAGCUAACAGCCCUGGGUUUCUCUCUCCCAUGGCCUUCAUGAUGGAGGCAGACGCAGAGGCCACACUGAAGAAGAUCCAUCAGGAGAGACAAGCUCUUAUGGGUGAGGUGUUAAGCCGCGGCGCUCUGGACUACCUCUCUCUCAUGGAUGACGGACUGGAUGGAGGACCAGGGAGGAAGAGACUGAAGAAGACCGAUGAAGGGCUUUACGCUUGUGACAUCUGUGAAAAAACCUUUCAGAAGAGCAGCUCUCUGCUUCGACACAAAUACGAGCACACAGGAAAGCGUCCCCACGAGUGCAAGGUCUGCAACAAAGNUAUAAUUUUCUCAUAG